Molecule: messenger RNA, 531 nt
Organism: Saccharomyces paradoxus
Lineage: Eukaryota; Fungi; Ascomycota; Saccharomycetes; Saccharomycetales; Saccharomycetaceae
Gene: VMA22
Product: Vma22p
Exons: 1
Coding region: 1-531 (176 amino acids)
Biological process (GO): vacuolar proton-transporting V-type ATPase complex assembly
Cellular component (GO): extrinsic component of endoplasmic reticulum membrane; Vma12-Vma22 assembly complex
Source: RefSeq, a predicted model, not a curated record
AUGGCGCAGAACAUGAACGCUAAAGACGAACAGUACCUGAGACUUAUUGAACUACUUUCAAACUACGAUUCCACCUUAGAGCAGUUGCAAAAAGGUUUUCAGGAUGGCUACAUUCAAUUGAGCAGAUCGAACUUCUAUAAUAAAGACUCAUUACGAGGAAAUUAUGGUAAAGACUAUUGGGAUAAAACAUAUAUGGGCCAAUUGAUGGCAACAGUAGGGGAAACGAACUCCAAAUUAGUUGUCGACAUCGUGAGAAGAAAAACUCAAGAUAAGCAAGAAAAGAAAGAAGAAGAAGAUAAUAAAUUGACUCAAAGAAAAAAAGGACCGAAGUCAGAGGAGCAAAAAGCUCAGAAUCACAAACCUAAACAAGGUUACGACCCAAUUUUGAUGUUUGGUGGAGUACUGUCCGUUCCUUCCUCAUUGAGACAAUCGCAGACAAGUUUCAAAGGUUGCAUUCCUUUAAUAGCCCAAUUGAUUAACUACAAGAACGAAAUACUAACGUUGAUUAAGACGUUGUCCGAGCAGGAAUAA